AUGCUGACUGUGUUAUUUUUAACACACGUGUCAUUAGCAACGUGGUGGAACUGUGGUACCAUUAAACAGGAUGUUGUUCUAUCUUCUGACAGACAGUUUGCGUUUUCCGGCUCCUGGGACGGCGAGCUCCGCCUCUGGGACCUUGCAGCCGGCACCUCCGCGCGCCGUUUUGUUGGACACACCAAGGACGUCCUCUCUGUGGCGUUCUCCAUUGACAACCGUCAGAUCGUGUCGGCCUCACGUGACCGCACAAUUAAACUGUGGAAUACCCUUGGUGAAUGCAAGUACACCAUUCAAGACAGUGAUGCUCAUUCUGAUUGGGUUAGUUGUGUGCGUUUCAGCCCUAGCACUCUUCAGCCGACUAUUGUGUCUGCAUCUUGGGACCGCACUGUUAAGGUGUGGAACCUCACGAACUGCAAGCUGAGAAAUACCCUUGCUGGACACAGUGGGUAUGUGAACACUGUUGUUGUUUCUCCCGAUGGUUCUCUGUGUGCCAGUGGCGGAAAAGAUGGAGUUAUUUUGCUGUGGGAUUUGGCUGAGGGUAAGCGUCUCUACUCUCUCGAUGCUGUGGGAUUUCGCUGCCGUUUUUGCUGGGGCUGCUUCGGGGAGUGGCAGGAGGCGGAGAAAGGGGGGUGGGAUGGUAUUGGGGGAAGAAUUUGA
Messenger RNA from Vigna umbellata (rice bean), 660 nucleotides. NCBI's taxonomy places the organism in Eukaryota, Viridiplantae, Streptophyta, Magnoliopsida, Fabales, Fabaceae. The record is from RefSeq and is a predicted model, not a curated record.